AUGGAAAUCAAACAGGAACCACUUUCAUUGCCAUCAUCAUCAUCAUCAUCAUCAUCAUCAUCAUCACCAUUUGUUCAAUAUCACAAUCAAUCAAAUAUAAAAACUGAAGGUAAAGACUCAUCAAUAAUUGCAACUAUAGUCUCCGAUAAUAAACCACAAAUACAUGCACUCAAUCAAUAUGCAUUACAACAAAAAGAACAAGAAUUUCGUAUUAGGAAAGAAGGAUAUGGAAGAUAUAGAAUGACACAAUGGGAAAUUGAUCAAGAAGCAGCAUGGGAUAAUUAUGAGCAAGAACAACUCAUACCGUAUGAGAAAUGGUUAGAUCUUGAGAUACAAUGGAUGGAAAAUGAUUACAAAGAACAUUUACAACAGAUACAACAGAUAGAAGAAUUAAUGGAGCAAAAAGAACAGCAAAGAGGAAUGGAAAACUUCAACCAAUUAGAAGAUAAAAUACAAGGAGAAGAUAUGAUUCUACAACAUCUAGUAGGACUUAUUGACAAUCAGUCUGUAUCAAUUAAAAAUGAUCAAUGA
Molecule: messenger RNA, 531 nt
Organism: Adineta steineri
Lineage: Eukaryota; Metazoa; Rotifera; Eurotatoria; Adinetida; Adinetidae
Source: the annotation of a GenBank genome assembly